UUUUUUUUAUAUAUAUAUUUUAUUUUUAUUUUUUGUGUGUAUAGAUAAAAGAGAUGUCAGUGUUUACACCUGUGAUUAGGUUACCACCAAAGCGUAAACCUAGUCUGGCUCGUAGUCAUAGUAACAACAGUAGUAGCACGACUCAUUAUAGCAAUUAUGAUUCCCCUGAUCCAAAGGAAUUCCUUGUAUCAGACACAUUAUUUCUAAGCAAAUUGCCUGAUAAAGUAAGGGAAAGCGAUAUUCGUACUUUAUUGCAACAUUGCAUGCCUAUUGAGAUUGUACUUGACCGAGAGAAAGAUAUUGGACAGUUACGAUUCAGCCACCCAAAAUAUGCUGACAGGGCUUAUUCGCUUUAUAAUGGAUUUAAGUUUACCAACAGUGCUAUACUGGAACUGCAAAUGUAUCAAGAUAAGCGGUUGGAUCCCGAAGCAACUGCCGUUCUUUUGGAAAUUAAUGGCUUACCUGAUUAUUUUGAUGACAACAAACUGUACGACGUGUUUCGUCCUUUUGGCCCAUUGGAUUUAUGCAAGUGUGUUAUGAAAGACGGUGCCUUUAGAGGCACUGCUUUUAUACAAUUCUUUAACCAACACAACUCUGAUGAUGCUGAAACUCAUUUGCAUGGUCAUUUGUUGGACGGACAUAAAUUAUCUGUUGUUCCUUUUAUGCCCUCAAAACCGUAUGCACCAGCACCAGCACCAGCACCAGCACCACCACCACAAAAAAGAGAAGAGAUUUUAGAAGAAACACCACAAACUGUAGAUAUUAUGAAUCUCUAUAUCAAGAAUCUUGAACCUCAUAUUACGAAUCAAGACCUGAAUCAAGCAUUCCGAAAAUUUGGCCGAAUCAUCUCGGCUAGAGUGAUGACCAACCCAGCUACAGGUCAGUCUAAGGGCUAUGGUUUUGUUAGCUUUGGUAAAUCUGAAGAAGCAGCAGCAGCCCUACAAGAAAUGAACGGCGCCAUCUUGGGCAAUCGUCCUCUGACUGUUGCCUAUCAUGAACCUCGAAAAGGCAGAGGCAACACGAACAAUCAUAGCAAUAACAGCAGUAACAACAACACGCCUAUUCCCAACUAUCAACAUCCACCUCAUGUGAAUAAGCAAAUGAAUGAAAACAAUAACUAUUACAACUAUAAUUCAAUGGCUCCUCCUCAACAGCAACAGUCUUACUAUAUCCCUGAUCAACGACCAGUGAACUUAUCUUCUACAACACCUAUUAAUGGUCUUGGUAUUGAUAACGUGGAUGAAUUAGGCAUCAACAUGAAUCUCAGAGAUCUUUCCAUUGGUCAAAAACCUGUAGCUAUGCAUGCUGCUACAAUCAAUUUACCGGCAAGAAAGGUAUCCGAUGCACCACAUAUCAAUUCCUCGCCUAAUUCAGGUACAAGCACAGGCAAGUCACUCAUUUCUCUUGCUUCUGGCUUAAGUGUUCAACAACCACCACCUUCCAUGCCACAUCCUGUGAUUAACUAUGGUCAUAAUGGUCGUCCUACUUUGCGUAGAAGAGGUUCUUUGGAAUCCGUCAUGACAGAAUCAAGUGCCAAUAUACAACGUAUCAAGUUAGAAGAUGCUGUCAGACAUUGUGGUGAUUAUGGGAAAGCAACGGGAGAUAUUGUUGAUAUGCUCCUUACCUUGAAGCGCAAAGAACGAUCACUCUGUUUGUUCAAUCCUGACUUUUUGCGUGAUAAAGUACAGUUGGCUUUGGAAGCUUUGGCUACUUGUAACGAGACAGACAGUGAGGAAGAAGAAGAAGAAGAUGUGGACGUGGAAAUGGAAUUCACCAUGAGAAAAAUGCCAAGCAGCAAAAAAUCUUCUGUGAUGAUGCUUCCUUCUCCUACACAUCAACAGCCUUACUAUAAUCCUGCUACGAGUCCUCCUAUACAGCGUGAACAUAACUUAUCGCCACCUUUUAUUCAGCCUGUAAAAGAAUCAAAAGCAAUUCCUAUUAUAGCACCCCCUUCGACUAUUGUGAAAGCGCCUUCUACAAAAACGGCAAGCUUAACAAAAGAAAAUUUGAUGAACAACAAUGAGAAAACGCCUGAACCAUCUUCUGCAUCGCCUAUUAUUUCAUCAAGCGCCAAUAAGGAAAUUGAGGAGCUCUUGGUUUCUCUUGAAGGUAAACCCAUUCAUGAAAGAAAGCAGCUAUUGGGCGAUAAAUUAUUCCCACUUGUCAAGUCAACGGGUACAAAACAAGCACCCAAAGUUACCAUUUAUUUGUUAGAUACAGUGGAUUUACAUGAAUUAGCCAAUAUCAUGUAUGAUACCCCAUCAUUAAAAAUGUGUGUGGAAGAAGCAUUCGAAUCUUUACAACAACAACAACAGCAACAACAAUAAAUUAUUGUUUUUUUGAGAAAAAAUAAAUUAUGGCUUGUCAAGAGCAAGAGAUUCAGU
Gilbertella persicaria is the source of this 2384-nucleotide messenger RNA. RefSeq lists its product as uncharacterized. The record is from RefSeq and is a predicted model, not a curated record. Gene Ontology annotation, molecular function: mRNA 3'-UTR binding; poly(U) RNA binding; poly(A) binding. Bases 54 to 2327 code for a protein of 757 amino acids. Gene Ontology annotation, cellular component: ribonucleoprotein complex; cytoplasmic stress granule; cytosol. The transcript is spliced from 11 exons. NCBI's taxonomy places the organism in Eukaryota, Fungi, Mucoromycota, Mucoromycetes, Mucorales, Choanephoraceae.